Molecule: messenger RNA, 2160 nt
Organism: Toxorhynchites rutilus septentrionalis
Lineage: Eukaryota; Metazoa; Arthropoda; Insecta; Diptera; Culicidae
Exons: 7
Coding region: 616-1584 (322 amino acids)
Biological process (GO): lipid metabolic process
Cellular component (GO): membrane
Molecular function (GO): oxidoreductase activity, acting on the CH-CH group of donors
Source: RefSeq, a predicted model, not a curated record
GUCGUCGCGCUUUACAGACGGAUUAGAAGCGGGCGUUUCCCUUCCUACAUGACGAUUUACGUUUUUUGCUGCUGUUACCCUUGAUAGUGAUGCUAGUGGGUGUGUGUAUAAGUGCGUGUACAUCUUAAAGGAUCCUAGUGCGAUGCAGCAUGCAGAGAGGCCAAUAUGAUAUAUUCUUAAUUGUUGAAAAUUCGAGCAUGUAUGGGUUGGACAAAAAAGAGAAGUGAAGAUACGCGUGAUACAUCUCAAAAGAAAAAUUUACACAAUGUGUUUCUUUUGAGAAUAAAAUGAACGUUAAAAACAAUAUAGGUGAACAAAUUUUCGCAAACAUUAUUUCUCGAUCUAACAAUUUGAUGUGGCACUAGAGAUCCGAAAUAUGCUGGCAAGGACACAAUAAUACAAUGAAUGUGAGUUGUGUGUUCAAGCGACUGAAUAAAUAAGAGUAGUGCAGCAUCGGUAGAAAUAAUUUGUUAGGUAUUUCAAUUGGUUGGCAAACGAAUCGAGAGAGCUGGAAUUGAUACAACCCCGUAGCAAAAGUGUGUACAACAGCGUCAUAAGCAGGGAAUCAAUAGCUACAUUUGGCAGAGUGGCAAAAGUUAAAGAGAAAAAGCAGCGAUGGCCGUUCAUAUUAUGGACGAAGACCACUUUGCGAUCAGUGCAAUCGUGACAAUGGUGAUGCAAAUUAUUUUCUUCCUGAUCGCGGCCAUCUUCCAGCUGGAUAAACUGACGGAUUUUGCCGGAGGGGUGAACUUCAUCAUCAUCGCCUUGUUAACUUUUUUUCUGGGGCAGAUUGAUAGAACAUUGAAGCAUUACGAUAGCCGGCAGCUGAUGGUGACGGUGUUUGUUUGUUUAUGGGGUGCAAGGCUGUCUGGAUAUCUGCUCUAUCGAAUCGUGAAAAUCGGACGGGACAAACAGUUCGAAGACAAUCGGAGGAACGUCAUACGGUUCGCUGUGUUCUGGACUUUUCAGGCAGUCUGGGUGUUUGUGGUUUCUCUGCCGGUAAUAAUCAUCAAUUCACCCCGACACUCAAUUCCGCAUGCCCCCAGAACGAUGACAACACUGGAUUCAGCUGGUACCGGUAUGUUCAUCACGGGAUUACUGGCAGAAACGUACGCUGAUUUGCAGAAGUUUUCAUUCCGCCAGGAUCCAAUUAAUCAGGGAAAAUUUUGUAACGAUGGUCUUUGGAGAAUGUCAAGGCAUCCAAAUUAUUUCGGUGAGAUUGUUAUUUGGUGGGGAAUUUUCGUCAUCUCACUAAACGUUAUCGACGGCAUCGAAUGGGUGGCAAUUAUGUCACCUAUUUUCACCACCCUGAUCAUCCUUUUCCUGUCAGGUAUCCCCGUGCGAGAGCGAUCGGCGGAUGAGAAAUAUCGAGACGAUCUUGAAUAUCGGAGAUAUAAGGCAUGCACAUCACCUCUGAUACCAAUCCCACCGGCGAUCUACUCCGAGGUUCCACGAGCGUUGAAGUUCAUCUUGUGUUGCGAGUUUCCGUGGUACGAUUCGCUAGAUAAACGGCAUAAAGAGGACGGUACAUUCGCCAUGACUACCUCUAUAUCAGUGGCACACUCCCACUCUGCCCACACUUAGCAACCGGGAGCUGGGCAUCAUCCUGUGCCGUCGUCGUACCACCACCACCACCACCAUCACCACCCGCACCACCAGGGUGGAGGAUCUCUUGCUUCACGGGAUCGAAAUUCAAACUCAAUUGGUCGGGAAGCCAGCUACUCGUCCAGCCACCGCAGUGGCAACGAAAGGCGCGAUGAAAAGUCUCACCAAGGCAGCCGAGACUUCGAGGAUAUCGUCCCCGAGAGAAUUACUUGCAUUACCAGCUACGAUGGAAAUUACAUUACAGGAUCGGCACAAAUCACUACGAUUUUGUGAUCUCGUUCACUGUUCUAUGUGAACUAAUCCUUCGUAGUUUGUGUACAUGAGUGACAUAGUUAUUGUUUUAAAAAUUAUAUUAGUUUAUGGUAGCAACAAGGGAUUACAAGAAGUGUGACUAAUUUAGGAAUAACAAAGGUAACAAGCUGACGAUUUUUAAAUGCCAAUAUCGCCAAUGCUUGAAUCAGUGGUCAAUGUAUAUAGAGUUAGGAUAUAUUUGAGUCUCAGAAGAUUGUCUUGAAAAUUGGAAAUGUAGCAAUACAUAAAUUCUCAUAACAAGUA